This is a messenger RNA of Formica exsecta, 579 nucleotides long. Its product is annotated as cytochrome c oxidase subunit 6b-3-like. NCBI's taxonomy places the organism in Eukaryota, Metazoa, Arthropoda, Insecta, Hymenoptera, Formicidae. The coding region runs from base 75 to 455 and encodes 126 amino acids. Gene Ontology annotation, cellular component: mitochondrion; respiratory chain complex IV. The transcript is spliced from 2 exons. The record is from RefSeq and is a predicted model, not a curated record.
UUAAAAAAAAUGUUUUAAAAUAUGUAAUAGAAUUGUCAACAUCAUAAUAUAUUAUUACAUUAUUUAAACAGGAAAUGGAAGAGAAAAUGGAUAAUCCAUUAAAAAAGAAAAUAACUAUUGUCGUGGAUGAGGAUGAUCCUUGCCUCAAAGGAAAAGAAAAAAUAGAGGAAGAAUUCCAGGCAUUUCCAGAUUUUCGAUAUAAUCCUGGCAACGACCCAAGAUUUCAACAGCAAAAUCAAACGCAACGAUGCUUCGUAAUGUAUACUGAUUUUUACCGGUGCGAGCAUAUCUUAGGCGAAGGUUCCAAAGCAUGUACGUGGUUUAAGGAUGUUUUUACAUCUAUUUGUCCAAACGGCUGGGUGCAGCAUUGGGAUGAACUUAGACUUACAGGCCGAUUACCUUGGCACAAAUACAGAACACAAGGUGCUUUCCCCGGUAAUAAAUAUGGCGAAUAAAGAUCUCUUUUGAAAGAUUUUGAAUAAAAAUAAAAAAUAUUGUAAUGUUUGAGAAAUGGAAUAAACGAUGAAGACAAUUAUUAAAAUAAUUACUCCAUUAUUAAUUCUAAUUAUUAAGAAUUUU